Messenger RNA from Drosophila innubila, 3633 nucleotides. It is a transcript of the gene SMC2, whose product is annotated as structural maintenance of chromosomes protein 2. NCBI's taxonomy places the organism in Eukaryota, Metazoa, Arthropoda, Insecta, Diptera, Drosophilidae. Gene Ontology annotation, cellular component: chromosome. The record is from RefSeq and is a predicted model, not a curated record. Bases 45 to 3578 code for a protein of 1177 amino acids. The transcript has 8 exons. Gene Ontology annotation, molecular function: ATP binding; ATP hydrolysis activity; protein binding. Gene Ontology annotation, biological process: chromosome organization.
AAAUUGAAAUGAAAUAAGUUUUGUUUUUUGCUCAAAAGUGCAAAAUGUAUGUUAAGAAGUUGGUGCUUGAUGGAUUCAAGUCCUACGGUAAGCGGACAGAGAUCGAAGGCUUUGAUCCAGAGUUUACAGCGAUCACAGGCCUAAAUGGAUCUGGCAAAUCAAACGUCUUGGACUCGAUUUGUUUUGUGUUGGGCAUAAGUAAUUUGCAAAAUGUGCGUGCAUCCGCGCUGCAGGAUUUGGUGUACAAGAAUGGCCAGGCGGGAAUAACGAAGGCAACGGUGACCAUUGUAUUCGACAAUACAAAUGCACAGCAAUGCCCACCGGGCUAUGAGAAGUGUCGCGAGAUCUCCGUGACCCGCCAAGUUGUUGUCGGUGGCAAGAAUAAGUUUCUCAUUAAUGGAAAGCUGGUGCAGAACAAAAAGGUGCAGGACUUUUUCUGUUCCAUGCAGCUGAAUGUCAACAAUCCCAAUUUUCUGAUCAUGCAGGGCAAGAUUCAGCAAGUGCUAAACAUGAAGCCCAAAGAGGUUCUGUCAAUGGUUGAAGAGGCGGCAGGCACCAGUCUGUAUAAGACAAAGCGAGACGCGACCAAGACCUUGAUUGAAAAGAAGGAGGGAAAGGUGCGGGAAACGUCAGCUCUUUUGGAAGAGGAAGUUCUACCGAAACUGGAUAAAUUGCGCAAGGAGCGAGCUGCAUACCAGGAAUACCAGAAAACAUGUCGCGAUAUUGAUUUCCUCACCCGUAUUCACAUAUCGUCCAAGUAUCUGAAGUAUUGUGAUGCUUUGCAGUCGAUGGAGGCCAACGAACAAAAGAUAGAGAACCGCAUUGCUGCUUGCCAUGAGAAGAAUGCCAAGAACCUGGAGGAAGUCGAGUCUAUCGAAGUCAAGGUGAAGGAUAUACAACAUAAGAUUGAUGCUGAAAUGGGUGGCUCUCUCAAGGCGCUGGAGGAGCAGCUGUCUGCCAAGCGGGCGAUUGAAGCAACCGCAUCUGGAAGUCUAAAGGCCGCAAAGGGAACAAUUGAGCAGGACGAGAAGAAGAUUCGUAUGGCCCGUAAAAACAUUUCGGAAGAUGAAUCCGCGUUGCUUAAGAAACAGCAAGCAAUGUCAAAUGUUCAGGGUGAGUUCCAGAGCCUAAAAGAUGCCGAUGCAACGGAUUCGAAGGCCUACGAGGAUGCCCAGCGAAAGUAUGAGGCUGUAUCGCAGGGUCUUUCCACUGACGAGGAUGGCCAGGCAACUACACUCCAGGAACAGUUAAUUGCUGCCAAGCAACAGCUGAGCGAGGCGCAGACUACAAUUAAAACGUCGGAAAUGGAGCUGCGAUACACACGCAAUCUGCUCAAUCAAAAGGAGGGCGAAACCCAAAGCAACGAUGCAGCCUACAUAAAGGACAAAGGACUGCACGAUCAGCUGGAGGCAGAGAUUAAGAAUCUGGAACGUCAGCUGCAGGGUCUCAACUAUGAAGGUGGUCAGUUCGAGCAGUUGAAGGAGCGAAGACAAGAAUUACAUAAUCAGGUGCGCGAGCACAAGCGUGAUCUCGACAGACGCGGAGGAGCCCGCUACGAUUUACAAUAUCAGGAUCCUGAGCCGAAUUUCGAACGGCGCAAAGUUCGCGGCAUGGUAGGCAAGUUGUUCCAGGUCAACGACAUGCGAAACUCCAUGGCCCUAAUGAUGGCAGGCGGCGGCCACUUAACCAGCUUUGUUACCGAUGAUGAUGUAACGAGCAAGAAGAUCUUGCAGAAAGGCAAUUUGCAGCGACGCGUCACAUUGAUCCCUAUGAACAGGAUCAAGUCAAAUCCUCUUAAACCGCAAGUCAUCGAGUAUGCAAAGAAUACCUAUGGUCAUGAAAAUGUGGAAUCUGCAUUGUCGCUCAUCAGCUAUGAUAGCUAUUAUGAGCCAGUCAUGAAGUUUGUUUAUGGCGCCACAUUGAUCUGUAAAGACUUGGAUGUUGCCAAAGGGCUGAGCGCUGAUAGGAACAUUGGAGGCCGCUGUGUAACUCUGGAAGGCGACGUGGUCGAUUCGAACGGAACAUUGUCGGGUGGCUCUGCACCGAAAGGCGCGAAUAUACUCGAAGAUUUAAACAACAUCAGGGUUUCGGAGAAGGAAGUCAAUGCAAAGAUGAAUGAGUUGAAACAAGUGGAAGGUCACUUGAAUUCUAUUGAAAAUGUUGCUCGGACCCACAAUAAACUUAAAGAAUCUCUUGAGUUGCGCCAACACGAGCUUUCCAUGUGCAAGAGUCGCUUGGCUCACACAGCUUUUCAGCAGAACCAAGCUGAAAUCGAGGAAAUGAAAGAAAAGGUGAAGACAUUGGAGCAGCAAAACGCAGAGGCUCGCGAAAAGCACAAGACCUCGCAGGCCAAGGUCAAGGAUGUUGAGGCAAAGUUAUCAGAUGCCAAGGGCUAUCGAGAGCGCGAGCUCAAGGCAGUCAACAACGAAAUGAAGGCUGCCAAGCAGCGUGCUGAGAAGUCGCGUGUCAACUGGAAGAAGCGGGAACAGGAGUUCGAAACGCUGCAGCUGGAAAUCAGCGAGCUACAGAAAAGCAUUGACACGGCCAAGGAACAGCAUCAACAGAUGGUAGAGAAUCUCGAAAAGUACAAGGCCGAGCUGGAGGCACUGCAGCAAAACAGUUCGAGUGCAGCUACAGAGGUAGCUGAACUGGAGAGCGCAAUCAAGACUCAAAAGGACAACUUGAAUGGGCAGAAUAAGGAAAUGCGUCUGCUGCUGGGGAACAAGGAGAAAAUACUGAAGCAAAAUCAGGAGCUUGAGUUGGAGGUGAAAAAGAAAGAAAUCGAAAAGAACAAAUUAAGUGGAGAAACCAAAAAUGCCAAGAAACGCAUGGAUGAUUUAGAAAUGCAGUACACUUGGAUACCAGAAGAGAAGAAAUGUUUUGGUAUGAAGAACACGCGCUACGACUACAGUAAAGAGGAUCCUGUUGAAGCCGGCAAUAAACUGGGCAAAAUGAUGGAGAAGAAGGAGAAAAUGGAACGAACGCUUAACAUGAAUGCCAUGCAGACACUGGAACGCGAAGAAGAGAACUACAAUGAGACAGUGCGACGUCGGCAAAUUGUCGCAAUGGAUAAGGAAAAAAUCAAGAAGAUUAUCGUCAAAAUGGAUGAAGAGGAACAGGACCAGGUCAAACGCGCCUGGGAGGCGGUCAAUGAAAACUUUAGCGGCAUAUUCAGCACCCUGUUGCCCGGUGCCCAAGCAUUACUCAACCCCGUCAAAACAAACGGCAUCCUGAGUGGGCUCGAGAUAAAAGUGGGCUUUAAUGGCGUCUUUAAAGAAAGCCUGGGUGAGCUGUCGGGUGGCCAAAAAUCUUUGGUAGCAUUAUCACUCGUCUUGGCCAUGCUCAAGUUCUCACCAGCUCCGCUCUACAUUCUUGAUGAGGUGGAUGCUGCGCUGGACAUGUCGCACACUCAAAAUAUUGGCAGCAUGUUGAAGCAACACUUUCGAAGCUCACAAUUUCUUAUCGUCUCCCUGAAGGAUGGUCUCUUCAACCACGCCAAUGUCCUGUUUCGAACUCAAUUCUUGGAGGGCGUUUCUACCAUCUCACGUACGGUCGGUCGUUCAGUUGCUAGACGUUAAAUGUAUUACCAUAGUCAAUAAGGCGUUACAAAUAAAACUUACCUAUUUUUGAAUA